UAGGAAGGGAGAAGUGACGCUGCACGAGGAAGAGAAGGCGACCAUGUUAAGCUAGCAAGAGCAAACACAAUAGAGACGAAUUAAUUUCGACUAAUUAUAGUAUUUCAAGAGAACUGCAACGUACGAAACGGAUCAUUCACCGACAGCGUAUCACGAAUAACACCUAUAAAAACAACAAGGUGGGUUAAGCGUGCGCCUGAACUGGUGACGAUUCAACCUAGGUGGAGGACCGCAUCAUUCGGCGAACAUCAGCCCAGAUACACGGAUGUAAGACUUGUGGCCCUCGGGCACAUCACAGCGGGACUCUAGGGCCCAACAGUCAAAGAGGCACAGAGGACUCCGCAGGGGGAGAUUGAAGCAAUUCUGCUUUGGACUAAAGUACCCUUUGUAUAUAUACUUUAUUGAUGUCAGGAAUAUUUCACACACCGGAGCGAACGCGUACCUGAGUGGAGAAUAUCAGACUAAAUGACACAUUUUUCUUUUUUUCUGGGAAUAUUUCUAAAAACUUGGCAAUCCUAUUUUGAAGAACUAUGAAAUUGAGCAACUCUUGAUGGACUCACGGCAACAGGCAGGAAUUCUUGUUGAAUAUAGAAACAGAGUAAAGUAUUUAAGUUUAUAUUGAAGAAGAAGAAGAAGAUAUUCCCCAGUUGUUCUAUUUCAGGACUUGAAGCCCUUUGAUACUUGUGCACAUAUAAUUUUCUAUAUCGUGUGCAGGUAUAUUUACGCAUGUGAAUGCACAUUUCUCUUCAUUUUGAAGAGCUCCUGUACAAAGAAUUUGCUUUUUCGGUGUGCGUUAGGUCACCCUGUUGUUGAAAGGGGACUGAACAGCACAGGUUUGUGUAAAUACUUUCAACUGACUUAUAUUGUAAAGCUUCGGACUUAAAAGAAGAAAGAAAACAAAAGCAGAGAAUAUCGAGAUUGCUUGAGUACAUUUUUCUACUUUUGAAGAGGAUUUUUUUUUUUUAAGGAACCAGUCCCUUUUCCCUGAAAAAGGUGAAGGACGUUGACGCUUUGUGAGAAAUAAACUCUAAAAAAAAAAAACAAUGGCCACCGCGAAAACGGAGAGUACAGCAGCCGCCGUCCUCAUGGGACUCAACAAACAGAACGGGCAGCUCCGAGGACAGCCCAAACCCGCCACGCUCCUCUCAGGACCCCAGGUUCAGGGGAAGGCCGUGGCCCUGCAGCAGAAGACGGGAGGGCCCCCGCAGGAAGGAGGCGGCGGCGGCGGCAUCAAGUUCGGAGACGACUGGAAAACGAGCCUCCAUCUUCCUCCCAAAGACACCCGUGUCAGAACAUCAGAUGUGACCUCAACCAAGGGCAACGAGUUUGAGGACUACUGCCUGAAACGAGAGCUCCUCAUGGGCAUCUUCGAGAUGGGCUGGGAGAAACCGUCUCCUAUCCAGGAGGAGAGCAUUCCCAUAGCGCUGUCUGGCCGAGACAUUCUGGCCCGCGCCAAGAACGGGACGGGGAAAAGUGGGGCGUACCUCAUCCCCCUCCUGGAGAGAAUAGACCUGAAGAAGGACUACAUUCAGGCCAUGGUGAUGGUACCCACCAGAGAGCUCGCCCUGCAGGUCAGCCAGAUCUGCAUCCAGAUCAGCAAGCACAUGGGCGGGGUCAAGGUCAUGGCCACCACCGGAGGCACCAACCUGAGGGACGACAUCAUGCGUCUGGACGAGACCGUGCAUGUGGUGAUCGCCACACCCGGCAGGAUCCUGGAUCUCAUCAAGAAGGGCGUGGCCAAGGUGGACCGGGUCCAGAUGAUGGUGAUGGACGAGGCGGACAAGCUGCUGUCUCAGGACUUUGUGGUGCUCAUCGAGGACAUCAUCAGCUUCCUGGCCAAGAGCCGGCAGAUCCUGCUCUACUCUGCCACCUUCCCCAUCAGCGUGCAGAAGUUCAUGAACAAGCACCUCCAGAAGCCCUACGAGAUCAACCUGAUGGAGGAGCUCACCCUGAAGGGCAUCACACAGUACUACGCCUACGUCACGGAGAGGCAAAAAGUCCACUGUCUCAACACUCUCUUCUCCAGGCUCCAGAUCAACCAGUCGAUCAUCUUCUGCAACUCCACCCAGAGGGUGGAGCUCCUGGCCAAGAAGAUCACCCAGCUGGGCUACUCCUGCUUCUACAUUCACGCCAAGAUGAUGCAGGAAUACAGAAACCGCGUGUUCCAUGACUUCAGAAAUGGACUGUGCAGAAAUCUGGUCAGCACCGACCUGUUCACCAGAGGCAUUGACAUUCAGGCUGUCAAUGUGGUGAUCAACUUUGACUUCCCCAAGAACGCAGAGACAUACCUUCAUCGUAUCGGACGAUCAGGUAGAUUCGGCCACCUGGGCCUGGCCAUCAACCUGAUCACCUCAGAGGACCGCUACAACCUGAAGUCCAUCGAGGACCAGCUGAUGACGGACAUCAAGCCCAUCCCCUCUUGCAUAGACAAGAGCCUGUACGUGGCCGAGUUCCACUCCUCCAACCCCGACUGCGAGGUGGAGGAGGUGGACGAGAGAUCCGGCCGGCAACAAGACUGAGACUGGACCGCUGCACUCGCCAGGCUUUUGCACUAACAUCAGGCUACUACCCAUCGGCCUCACAUCUUACAACCUCAGCAACUUCUUUGGAGAUUAGGUGGAUGUAAAGGCUUUUUGACUUUCCUUUCAGCAAUAAGAGCUGCAAAAAAGACAUUAUUUUUUUUGUUCUGUUCCUCCCUUUCCUUUUCUCUGCGUUGCUCAAAUCCCGUUUUGCACCAAACCCAAACUGCCCCGUCAUCCUGUUCUCAGACUCUCUUCACUUCAUGUUUCCUCCCCCCCCUCCCCCCCCCCCAUCUCCAAUACCAGCCGUCACAUCUGCCACCUGCCAUCUCCUCUCCACAAACCGUUUUUAAAACUUCAGAAGACAUAAGGCUUUUGUUUAUUUUUUUUCAAACACAAAAUACAGCCAACACAUUUGUCGGAAAGCGUUUGAAUAUUUCAGUAGUCUCAAAGGCAGACAUUUUCCAGAACGUACGCACACACCAACAUGAACUAAGUGCAGUGUGUAGCCGAGGACUCCAGUAGGAAGUACAGUUAAAAGCACGGCGUCCCAAGAGUUUCCGGCCUUGAGCUCUCCCUGGUACACAUUUAAAGGUCUUCCGACCGAGGUGUCGACCGUGUUUUGUGUGACUUUAAACAGCCUUCCAAAAUCUCACCAGGCUCGUAAGCAGAGCCUGUAGAAAAGCAUGGAGGAGAAGAGACGACGGGUGGCGGAGAUGUGUGCGUGGAGGGGUUGACUAUAUAAUCGACCACAUCCUUUUGAGUUAAUCCCGAGCUAAAUAACCCAUCAGGGAGGAGGAAAUGUGGAGUGGUAUAAACAGAUUUUAGUCCGUCGACAACCCUUGUACUAAAAAAAAAAAAACGUCAGACACGAUUGCAAAGUAGGCCUCUUGGGUUUGUUUCUUUCUUAACGCUACGACGGUGUGUUUCAUCAGCCUAUCCCCACAUCCACACAACCGCCGUCGUCACUCAAGUGCCUUACUUACCUUUUCAUAAACAAAACUCUCAUCCCCACUUCUGACCCCAUCAUACACCACCAACGCGACUCAUCACGUAGCGCAACGGCACAAAGCACAAGUCAUGUUGUUUAGCAAUCUGGAUUUAUUUGAAUGACAGACAAAAUGCCAAACGGCGCGUAGUAACGGGCCGGCUCAAACUCCUGGUCUGGAAAAAAAAAAUACAAAGCAACCUGAAUGUGAACCCAUCUUUUUAAUGUGAACUGCAAUAAGAAAAGGGCAGCUUGGUUUUAAGUACUCGGUGACGGUCACUUACCGAGAGGGAGAAAGGAAACUGACAUUCAACUACAGUUAGUCUGAGGAGGCUAGGGGUUGGGGAGGUCCCUGUUCUAAACACUAGGGUUGCUGAUCCACAAGGACUGUACCAUCCCUAAAGGAAAGUGAGUUUGACUUCAUAUGGAUAGGCCUUGGUUUGAGGCAUCUCCCCAGCAAAUAACAGUGUCGGGCCGAAAUGUUGGAUCUUUGAAUCCGUCAUCAUAAAAAGGCCGCUUCUCCUAACCGGCAGGAUAUAACUCGAACACACUGGUUUUGGCCAGAAUAAGAAAUGUAUAUCCUACCCCCCCCCCC
Molecule: messenger RNA, 4102 nt
Organism: Gadus chalcogrammus (walleye pollock)
Lineage: Eukaryota; Metazoa; Chordata; Actinopteri; Gadiformes; Gadidae
Product: probable ATP-dependent RNA helicase ddx6
Exons: 13
Coding region: 1044-2519 (491 amino acids)
Biological process (GO): cytoplasmic stress granule assembly; P-body assembly
Cellular component (GO): cytoplasmic stress granule; P-body
Molecular function (GO): RNA helicase activity; ATP binding; mRNA binding
Source: RefSeq, a predicted model, not a curated record